AUGGUGUUCCUAUCGUCGAUGGCAUCCAAGAAGUCCAAAAGUGAAGAAUAUCCUGCAUUCACGAACUUCACCAUUAAAGUGGACGUUGAAGGUUCCUGGGCCAAGACAGUCAAAAAGGUAUUGAACAGUGUUCAAGGGGUAACUAAUUUCAGAAUGGAGAACAACGGGAAGGUUAACAUUUCAGGAUACAUCGAUCCAGUCUUACUUCUGAAAUGUCUGGAGAAAGCAGGAAAAACGGCAGAGAUAGUACAUUGGCAAUAUGGAGAAUGUUCAAAGAACCUGUUUGAGAAGACAAAAUCGCCCUCCCCCUCGGUUAAUAACAACAACUUAUAUCCACCAGGUUACGAAGGCUAUAAUAACAAUGGGUAUUAUGGUUAUAAUUAUAAUAACGGGUAUGGGUAUGGGUGUGGGUAUGGGUAUGGGUAUGGGUAUGGGUAUGGGUAUGGUUAUCCCCCCAAUUACAGGAGGAGCAACUAUGUCUUCAACCAUCUAGAAUGUUCAGGGAAUGCUUCUGAUUGUUCUGGACAUCAUUUACGAAAGCCAAACACUCCCAAUAAAUCAUCAUCUUCUUCUAAAACUCAGUUCCAAAAGCUUGCAAACCAUGAUCCCACAUGCUGCAGUUUGAUGUGA
Lactuca saligna is the source of this 630-nucleotide messenger RNA. Lineage: Eukaryota; Viridiplantae; Streptophyta; Magnoliopsida; Asterales; Asteraceae. The record is from the annotation of a GenBank genome assembly.